GGCGGUGUGGCUGGGGAUGGGGGUAAGGGGGGGUAGCUGUUGUAUGGAGGCAGGGACGAGGGGCACAUAGAUCAGGGUUGACUUAUGGAGUAGUGAAGCUCCCCGGAACACAACCCGGAUAUGUGUGCAUUUAAUUGGAUAGUGCUGUAGCUAAUUCCGGGUCAGGGGGCAGCUGGGAGGGCUUACGUGGGAAUUGCGGGUCUCAGAUGGGGCCACACACGCGCACGCACACACACACACACACACACACACACACACACACACACACACACACACACACACACACACACACACACACACACACACACACACACACACACACACACACACACACACACACACACACACACACACACACACACACACACACACACACGGUAGGGAAACAUGGCGUGCCAGUUGCGUGGAGUUUAUCAUGAUUUGGUUGGAUUUGUUAGUUUGUUUCUUCCGCUUCCCCUUUCUCUUUUUCACUGCUGCUGGUGGUGAUGGUGGUGGUGGUGGUGCUUCCUCUUCCUCUUCUCCUCCCUCUCCCUCGCACACCAUCACCCUCGCCUGUACCCAUUCACCCCUCCAUCAGUCUCUCCUCUCACAAAGACCUUUUCUUUUAUGCACGACGCCCUUUCAAGACUACCUAUUUCAUUUCCCCUUCCUUGCUACGUGGCGUCUCUUCCCACACCGCUGUUUCCUUCUCUCCUACGCUCCUGCACUCCGCUCCCCUCUGACACCUCCCUCGUUUAGUGCAAAAUAGGCCCUUAAUUCCUCCACCUGUUGUUUUCAUGAUUGCUUUUAACGUCUCCCUGAAGGCCUACUACUCUUCCUACACCCUCGCGCCCUGCUCCUCUCCAGCCAUGCGCCCAGCUCUUCCCCGCCAUGCAAAGUGAACAAAGACGCAUCGAUCCCGUAGAUGUAAACACACGGUGGAUUCUCCUGGUUCCCGCUACACCUUGCCAGCUUCACCACGCUCCCAGGGCUUCGUGUGGCCCCUGCUGGCCUCCUCCUCAGCACUAAUGGCGGCGUUAAUGUGUGUCUGGCGAUGGUAAACACAGCAGAGGACGAGAAGUAGCACCGUCUGGCUCGCGGGAUGGGAUUUCCAACGUGGCCGGGAUGGUGCGGAAGUUCUGGGAAGAUGGCAUGAGAGAAUAUGAGAAGACAACGCAGAAGCGAGAGUGUUGGUCCCUCCCCCGCCCCGUGCUGCAGUGAAUCCUUCCGUGUGACGCUAAGGAGGAUAACCAAGGUGUGCUGUGCGUGCGUGUGAGGAACAGAGGGCGAGACCAUAGUGGCAAGACACCCGUGAGUGGCCGCAAGACCGUGUGCUGUGUUUAUCGUUGUCGCUGGUAGGAUGACGAUGGGAGGGGAGCACACCACACACGGCUCCGUCAGCCGGGAUGCCCAGCAGUGGGUGGCUGACGGCGCUCACUAGACACUUCGCCCGCGCGCCGGAACUCUCCCCUGCCCACGCCACGCACUGCGGCCCGGCGGGAGGGAACGGCGUCUCCACCGUCUCCACACACCUGCCCGCGGAGGAUGGCACCCCUGUCGCCCGCAGCACGCUCACUCGCCCCACCACGCCCUGGAGCCUCGACACCCUGGACGAAGAGAUACAGAGGACAGAACAAGAGCAGGAGGGGAGUGGGGCUGCUGGACGCCGCUCCAGCCCAACCUCGCCGCCCAAGGACGCCACUCAGUCCACGCCCAUCACCCACUACCACUACCACGCCCACCCAGGCGAGAGUGACGUGCGGGACCUGAGCCUGAUGGAGGAGGCCGCCCCCCAUCUCCCCCGCCCUGCCUCGGCACCCCGAGCAUGCCGCCCCCCCUCCGCCACUUCCCGCCCGCCUUCUGUUGCCUCCCGCCACUCCACCCCGGUCCACCCGACCCAGCAGGGCCACGCCUCCCCUCCCUCGGAUCCCUCCGCCGUGCAGCUUCCAGCUCAGGUCGAGGAUCCACAAGAAUGGGCGGGCGAGGACGGGACGGAGGGACGCGGCCACUACUACAUCCCGCCCGUCAUCCCGCCGCUGUUUGACCGCCCGCUGGUCGCCCCGACGCCCGCCUCCACACGCUGCAACACGCCCGUAUGGGACCUGGACGGAGAGAAGAGGGUGCGCUUCCUGGAACCCGAGGUGGUGGCCCAAGAGGCGCCCUCCCGUCCCGACAGCGUCUCCUCGCAGUACUCCCACAUCGUGAAGAACUCUACCCGCUAUGCCUUCCAGCCGUCCCAGCCGCUGACGGCCGAGCAGGGACCCCACAACCCUCGCUUCUGCAACUGCCCCUGCCACUUCCUCCCCAUCGGCCGGCGGAGUGUGGGCGUGCAGGUGAAGCGGACAGACCCUGAACCUCCACGCCCACGCCAUUACCGCCUCUACUUCACGCCCACCACCCGCGGCCUGCAGCAGGGCAACAUAGGAACUAGAUCCCUUGCCCUCGCCUCCCGCGCCCUCUUCUCACAGGUGGGUCUGGUAGUGGUGGUAGUGGCGUGGUGGGUGGCAGGGGCGGUCGUGUUCUCCCGUGUGGAGGGCGCCGCCGAGCACGAGACCGUCAGCAAGAUGGCCGAGCUGCGGACCGACCUGGUGCUGGGACUGGCCACGGAGCUGCGCCAGGUGUUGCCGUAUGACGUGGUGUGGCGCACCAAGAUCGAGACCUACAUGGGCAAGAUGGAGGCCGCGGUGCUGGACGCGGCGCGAGCUGGGUACGCCUCCCGGGCCCCCACCUGGACCAUGGCGGGGGCAUUGCUCUACUCCGCUUCCCUCACCACCCUCGUAGGUCCUGGAGGCAUGACGCUGCGGACAGGCUUUAGCAGAGUCUUCGCGGUACUCUUCUCCUUGGUGGGCGCCCCCCUCGUGCUCCUGCUGGCCAUCAGCGGCGCGUUCACUGUUCGUGAAGGCGUGGGAAAGGCAUGGGCGUGGCGGUGCGGGCGUGGACGGCAAGGCAAGGUUGGCGAGAGUGCUGUGGUAGAAGGCCGGACUGGGCAGUACGGGGGCGGUGCGGCGCCAGAGGGCGAGGCAGCCAUCAGACCUGCCAGUUCCUCCAGCUCCGCCCGAUCCACGCCCAACGGCCCGGGGGAGCUGGCGUCGCGUGUCUCUGACAAACAUAAGUCAGAGAUGCACCAGGCCUCCCGAGUGCCCGCCCUCGACUCCACCCUUAGGUCCAGCAGUCUCUCCACGCCUCGGGACAGCGACCAGAGCAGCAGCGGUUCGCCGCCCGCGCAGGACACACCUCAGUACGCAUCAGCAGGUGGCGAGCAGUCCUUCGUCGGCGUGAAUCCUGCCCUUCAGAGGCGAAUAGCCAUGGGUCCUCGCCGCCAGAUCCCGCCUCGGCGAGGCCAGAGCCCCGUGCCCUGGGCUGUGUACCUGGGCCUGGUGGUGGCCUACAUCGUGCUGGGCCUGGUGGUGUUCGCGCCCAUCCAGCGGUGGUCGCUGCCUUCCUCGGUGUACAUCGUGGUCAGCACACUGCUCACUCUUGACCACGACGGCCUGGGAGAGCGGCAUCUGGUGGGCAGUAGCAAGGUGGUGGUGCCCUACGUGCUGUACAUGCUGGUGGGCCUGGUGCUGGUGGCCGCGCUUGUCAUCAGCGUGUGGUCCUCCCUGUGUGCCUCGCUGGUCACCACCGGCAAGUACCUGGCAGUGGUCAGGCCCACGCCCAGAUAACACCACUCGUCACCCCGCGCAUGGUUUUGUUACUGGGUUUGUACUGAUUUUUACAGGGCGGCGGCGGCGGGGUGAUGGGGAGGCUGCCCGCGCCCGACGCAACCACCAGGAAAGAUUGUAACUGUCCUGGCCAAAUAUUUCCAUAUAAAAUAACUCGAGACU
This is a messenger RNA of Scylla paramamosain (green mud crab), 3806 nucleotides long. RefSeq lists its product as uncharacterized. Lineage: Eukaryota; Metazoa; Arthropoda; Malacostraca; Decapoda; Portunidae. The coding region runs from base 1386 to 3644 and encodes 752 amino acids. The transcript is spliced from 9 exons. Gene Ontology annotation, cellular component: plasma membrane. Gene Ontology annotation, biological process: potassium ion transmembrane transport; stabilization of membrane potential. The record is from RefSeq and is a predicted model, not a curated record. Gene Ontology annotation, molecular function: outward rectifier potassium channel activity; potassium ion leak channel activity.